UCAGAGACAUACAAUUUACUAAAACACAUCAUGAAGGCCUGUUUUGAAGAGAAGGGGAGUAAGACUACAUCUAUUCAUAUGAGACAGUCUUGCUCUGUCGCCCAGACCGGAGUGCAGUGGCGCAGUCUCAGUUCACCGCAACUUCCGUCUCCCGGGUUCAUGCCACUCUCCUGCCUCAGCCUCCUGAGUAGCUGGGACUACAGGUGCAUGCCACCACACCUGCCUAAUUUUUGUAUUAUUAGUAGAGACAGGGUUUCACCAUGUUGGCCAGGAUGGUCUCCAUCUAUUGACCUCUUGAUCCACCUGCCUCAGCCUCGCCCGGGAUGGGCCUGGAUUUCUUUUUUCUAAGCCGGGUUUGGUGGAUGGCUGUGGUGAUUUGAGCUGGGCCAAAUUCUGCAUCUUGGAGGACGUUAGAGUUUUGCCAAUUUAGUCUGAAUCAGGUGGCGGCAAUCUGACGUCAUUAGUUUCUCAUUCUCCUUCUGGGAACAGUGUACUAGCCAGGGGAUAUUCUCAAGGUAAAUGGAAAGAGGAAGAAUCCCCAGUAUGGAAGCAAUCUCAAAUCUCUAUGCGCGUAUUAAUUUUCUGUUCAUCAAAGCAAGUUAAAUGUUGGUACUCCAAGUUCAGGGGACAGGUAGUCAGUCUUCCUGUGAUGGGAGGAUACUGCAAGAUUAUAUAUCAAAGGGUCUGGUACUCAGGAAUUCUUAUAAAAUUGCUAAAUAUUUAAUAUAAUAAUAAAUAUUUAAACAUUAGACUUGAGAGAAACUUUACCAAGUCCUAAGAAUUAGAAAUAUGUUUGAUAAAUAAAUAUUAUUCAUGGACUGAAAACCCUGAGUGGGAAAAUAGGACUAAUUUCACCUGGACAACCUCUUGGAAACUCAUUUUUUAUUUUGGAAAUUACAAGAAAAUAAUUAUUGAAUUCAUAAGUGGUUUGCACGUGUGUGUAUUGGUGUGCAUAUUUAUGAGCUUGUGAAUAAUGAAGUUAUACAAAAGUAUUAGCAGCCAGCAGAUCUUAUGGAGUAUUGGCCUGCCUGUGAAAAAUCUUAGAUGCUUUUGAUAAAAGCAGUUUGGAUUCUGUCUAUUUAAAUCUGACAUUUAAAAAAGUCCAUAUUGGUGAUGAUCUUAGUUAUGACCAAGCUCCCUUUAAGAAUUUAGACAUUUACUCUAUGAUGUAUGUAUUGGGUUACAAAACUUCCCUAACAAUUGAAGUCGCUAAAGACAAAUGAUGGAGAGGUUACACAAGGAAAAACUGCAAACACUGAAAGAGAAUAUGUCCUUGUUUGCAUACUAGCAAAUGAGAAUUCAGGUUUCAUGUCAACUUCAGUAUGAGUAAUUCCAGCCUAUAACAAGAACAGACAGUGAAUGAAUGAGUUAAUUUGAGUUGUUUGAAAAUAAGAAUGUUUUCCAUAAAGAGAGCAUUGAACUUAUCCAUCAGUAUGCCAUGGUGAUUUCUGGCUUGACACUUGUCACAACAAUUAAAAGUAUAAAGAAUGUCAUAGCACAUUAGUAAAUCAGGUGCAUAUGGACUUUAAGGUCAGGAUAUUCAAGAAAUCACACCCCGUUAUAUUACAAUGACAGGUGAUGCCAGCGAGACUUCCUGGAUGAAGUGGGGUCUUGGAGAACUUUUCUGUAGCUAACAAGGGAAUUGUAAAAUGCACCAAUCAGCACUCUGUAGCUAGCAAGGGGAUUGUAAAAUGCACCAAUCAGCACUCUGUAGCUAGCAAGGGGAUUGUAAAAUGCACCAAUCAGCACUCUGUAAAACCACACCAAUCAGCGCUCUGUAGCUAGCAAGAGGAUUGUAAAAUGCUCUAAUCAGCUUUCUGUAAAAUGCACCAAUCAGCAGGAUCCUAAAAGUAUCCAAUCGCAGGGAGGAUUGAUAAAAGGCACUCUGAUAGGACAAAAAAGGAAAAUAGGAGGGGUCAAAUAAGGGAAUAAAAGCUCGCCACUUCAGCCAGCAGAAGCAACCCGCCUGGGUCAUCUUCUACUCUGUGGAAGCUUUGUCCUUUUGCUCUUCACAGUAAACCUUGCUACCGCUCACUGUUUGGGUGUGUGCCAUCCUUAAGAGCAGUAACACUCACCGUGAAGGUCUGUGUCUCCAUCGUUGAAAUCAGCAAGACCACCAACCCACCUGCAGUAACCAAAUCCGGACACAACACCAGCAUUUAAAAAUUUCUUUUUGUCAGUUCAGACAUGAUAACUUUUCUACCCAUCACUUUUUCCAUUCUAGUAGUGGUUACAUUUGUUAUUGGAAAUUUUGCUAAUGGGUUCAUAGCAUUGGUAAAUUCCAUUGAGUGGUUCAAGAGAAAAAAGAUCUCCUUUGCUGACCAAAUUCUCACUGCUUUAGCAGUCUCCAGAGUUGGUUUGCUCUGGGUAUUAUUAUUACAUUGGUAUUCAACUGUGUUGAAUCCAGCUUUUUAUAGUGCAGAAGUGAGAACUACUGCUUAUAAUCUCUGGGCAGUAACAAGCCAUUUCAGCAACUGGCUUGCUACUAGCCUCAGCAUAUUUUAUUUGCUCAAGAUUGCCAAUUUCUCCAACCUUAUUUUUCUUCACUUAAAGAGGAGAGUUAAGAGUGUUGUUCUGGUGAUGCUGUUGGGGCCGUUGCUAUUUUUGGUUUGUCAUCUUUUUGUGGUAAACGUGAAUGAGAUUAUACAGACAAAAGAAUAUGAAGGAAACAUGACUUGGAAGCUCAAAUUGAGGAGGGCAGUGUACCUUUCAAAUGCGACUGUAACCAUGCUAGCAAACUUAGUACUCUUCACUCUGACUCUAAUAUCAUUUUUGCUGUUAAUCUGUUCUUUGUGUAAACAUCUCAAGAAGAUGCAGCUCCGUGGCAAAGGGUCUCAAGAUCCCAGCACCAGGGUCCACAUAAAAGCUUUGCAAAUUGUGAUCUCCUUCUUGUUAUGUGCCAUUUACCUCCUGUCCAUAAUGAUAUCAGGUUGGAGUUUGGGGAGGCUGGAAAACAAAGCUGUCUUCAUGUUCUGCAAAGCCAUUAGAUUCAGCUAUCCUUCAGCCCACGCAUUCAUCCUGAUUAGGGGAAACAAGAAGCUAAAGCAGACUUUUCUUUCAGUUUUGCAGCAAGUGAGGUACUGGGUGAAAGGACAGAAGCCUUCAUCUCCAUAGAUUCACCAGAGGGGCAUUGUGUGUCUUCUAGCAGAAAACAAACUGGUGGUGUAUGAAACAUUUUAAAUUUCUUACUGGUUUUUCUGUAAUGUCUGUGUAUGAAUAAUUUACAAAGGUAUACCUAGAAAAGUCUUUGACCUAAAAUUUGUCUGAAAAACUGUAUAUAUAUAUUUGUGUGUGUUUAUGUGUGUAUGAAAACUUAAGAACAUUGACAAUAACAUGAUCUUUUUUGUUUUUUCAUGCAAACUAGCAAAUUAUACAAAAUAUGACAAAAAUUCCUCAGAAUUAUGGAGCCAAAUGUAUUUCAUUCAUGUAUUUUGUAUUUCAUUUGUAGAAUUUAUGAUGUCUAUUUAUAAUUAUUAAGAAGUAACAGCUUAUCCCAGUAAAAAUAUUGCUCUUUUUUAUUGUUAUUUGAAACACACAAAUAUACCAUAUUGUGCUUAGAAUUCAUUGUUUGAACCUCUAACUUAUUGGAUGGUAAAGUCAUUCAAUUCUAAAUCAAUAAUGAGGAUGUAUCUUCGGGGUUUUACUCCAUUAUGAAUUCCUAUUUUAUGUUUAGUAAAAAGCAAACAGAAUUAUUGUUAGAAAACAAUGCACACAAUAGAAUUUGAGUGACAAGCAUCUGCACAGUAAAUUUCAUCUAUAUCUACCAUAAGCAGUACUGAGGAAUAUUAGAUUUCAUACAAAUAUGUGAAUAGCUUAGAAAAAAUCUCUUCUGUAAUAAAGGGAUGAAAAACCAUGAUCAUGAUCUCGAUUGCUGUUAUCAGUUUCCAUAUGCAGUUAGAAACGUCAUUUCUUCCAGACAUUUUAAUUCUUUGAAUUAAAGAAAAUUUUGAAUUAAAGAAAAGCUGUUUUUGAAGUGGAGAUCUGAUGUAAAUUAUGUUAGUAUUUUUUCUAAAGCACUUUUAAGCCCCUGAAUUGCUAAUUGUAUCCUCAUCUUCUAUUUAUAAAAUUCCUUGUAAACUUCAGAUAAGAGAACUCAAAUCUUCUCUUUUCUAAAAAAAACCUAUGCAAAAAUAGUAUAGAAAUUAUGGAAAAUAAUUCAGUGAAACUUUUUCUAAACGUUAAAAUAGUAUCUAUGAAAUCUAUGUAUUAAUUAUGGGAAAUGCCUUAAUGUUGUAAUUUUGUUGUCAACGAUGAAAUGAAAGUGUGUUGACAUAUUCAUUAAUAGGAAGUUCUAUUAUAAGAAAGAAAUGUACAGUCUUGUUCACAGCUAAAUUCUACCUGACUGUAUUAAUUCUUGGUGUUAUGAAAUUUAAACAAUGUGAUUUAAACCUUAAGAUAAAUCAUCCCCAUACCUGAUUUAUGUAUUUUUUAAUCACAUAUCUUCCUCAGUACAAUGUAAAAACUGUAAAAAAAGAGAUCAUGUUUGUCUUGCUUUCUGUUGACUCCCAGGAACUAGAACCCAGCACAAA
Pongo pygmaeus (Bornean orangutan) is the source of this 4529-nucleotide messenger RNA. RefSeq names its product taste receptor type 2 member 43. Gene Ontology annotation, cellular component: membrane. NCBI's taxonomy places the organism in Eukaryota, Metazoa, Chordata, Mammalia, Primates, Hominidae. The record is from RefSeq and is a predicted model, not a curated record. The transcript is spliced from 2 exons. Gene Ontology annotation, biological process: detection of chemical stimulus involved in sensory perception of bitter taste; G protein-coupled receptor signaling pathway; sensory perception of taste. Gene Ontology annotation, molecular function: bitter taste receptor activity; G protein-coupled receptor activity. The coding region runs from base 2188 to 3114 and encodes 308 amino acids.